GAAUAGAACGAGUACUAACUAGAAGCUUGCUUCAGCGAUGGGCGACACGAGAGUCCAGGGUCUCUACGCAGCGUUGCACGCAGCCUUUCCAAGCCUGCCCAUCACGCCCAAGAUACUUUUGCGCCCGCCGUUCCCGCUCCUGCACACGGUCUGCGUCACUGCGUUUGGAGACAUCGGGGUCUUUAGCGCCACGCAGCUCUCGCUCGCGCGUGUCACGACCCGCGAGCUCAAGGCAGCCUUCCUCACGCGUGCCCUGGCACUCGUGACGUUUGCCCUCGAGGCCACGAAGCCGAGAGGCGACUACGUCUCGGUGCUCUUCCUCGUGAGCCCCGUGCAGGUGCUCGCGGGGCUCGAGGUCGACCGGACGCACGAAUUUCUACACCAGAUCGUCGUCGCCGCGCGCUUGCCGCGGGCUGCGCUUGCAACCGCCACCGAGCGCGUCACAACGACCGGGGAGCGGCGGCUGUACACGACGGCGGUGACCUUCAGGCGUGGCCUCAUGCAGGGCCAAGCCGCCGUGCGCCGGUUCCUUGCGCGCAAGCGGCUCGAGCCCGCGGUUGGCACUCGCUUUCUCAAGGAAUUUGACGGCUUCGGUGUGUUCGAAGGCGUGGUCCAGAGCAAAGCUGGCAGUACGUACGUCCUUUCGUACCCUGCCGACGGCGACGAAGAAGAGCUCGAGCUGGACGAGCUCCUGCGCGUGCUCGCGCGUAGCCACGAGCUGGAGGCGCUCCAAGAGACAUCCAAAAACGAGGCGAACGACACACCAACCGAGGCGAUGGACAUACCAACCGAGGCGAGUGCUGGAAAAGAAACACUGCCGACAGACAACAACCUCUUCAAGGCCCUCGAGGCCGAGCUGCGCGCAACGGCGACAGUGACCGAAACCACUACGAGCACAGUGGACGACGACACCAACCAGCACCAAGAGCCCCCGAUGCCAGCAUGGCGAGCCAAGCUCCUGACCUUGAUGAGCACGGAAACGUCGAGCCACGACAUCAACAACGAGGUCACGAGCAGUAGCGAGAAGGAGCCUCCGGUCCGACUCGAUGAAGCGGCGAUUCUAUCGCUUGCGCCGCCGUCGCUCCCGAAACUUCAAGUGCCCGGUGGCCACGCGCAGUGGGCCAAGCGUCUCAAGCUCUCCAAGGGCACCAGCGUGCCGCGACUGCCGGCCGUCACGUCAUCACAACCAUUGCCGAAAGCGGCCGUGGCCAGGCCGUCGCCGCGCCCCAAUAACCAAAAACAGAGUCCGCCGCGGCACAAGGCACUCCUGCACUCGCUCGGCGACCCCCACGAGCACACCUUUCACGACUACGAGUCCCGCGGCAAAUCCAAAAUCAUUUACAAGAUCAUCCAGCGCAUCGACCGCCACUUGCGGCGAAAACACCUGCGCGUCAUCGACCUCUUCCGGUACUGCGAUGCUGACAGCAGCGGCGGCAUUUCGCGCGACGAGCUCGAAGACGUGUUGAAGCAGCUCGACAUUCAGCUGCCGCCCGCCGAGCUCCACGUGGUCAUGGCGCACCUCGACAAGAACGGCAACGGCGUUCUGGACAUUGAUGAGUUUGAGAGCCUCGUACGCAUGAACCGGCGCACGGACGCGCGGCGCGACCAGCUCCGGCGCGAGUUCCCACACGUGGUCCACUCGGCCCUCGAAGCGUCCCACCAAAUGCUGCUCGACAACUGGGCCAUCAACGUCAAGAAGCUCUUGCCGUACAAAGACGUUAUUCUGUCGGCAGCGCGUGCGGUCGACAAGGCCGAGACGGGCAGCAUCCCCGUGGCGGCGCUCCACCACAUUUUACGGUCCAUCUCGAUGCCCAAAGUACGCAAGGAGAUUCUCGACGACUUUUUGACGCUCGUCCGACCCGUGCACAACCUCGUGCUGGUCUCGGCGAUCGAGAGCGUCUUUGCCGACAAGCCCAAGCGCGACAACAAGUUCCUCGACCACACGUGGCUCGCGCAGUUUGAUGCGCAAAUGGACAAGGUCCGGGACCUCGGCCUCUGAGAAACCAGCAAAAAGGAUGCAAAUACAACUCGAUAAGGGUAUAUAGUGUGGGAUCAACAAC
Saprolegnia parasitica CBS 223.65 is the source of this 2060-nucleotide messenger RNA. RefSeq lists its product as hypothetical. The transcript is spliced from 6 exons. The coding region runs from base 38 to 1999 and encodes 653 amino acids. The record is from RefSeq and is a predicted model, not a curated record. Lineage: Eukaryota; Oomycota; Saprolegniomycetes; Saprolegniales; Saprolegniaceae. Gene Ontology annotation, molecular function: calcium ion binding.